AUGGCUUCUGAUGACGAAGAGGCUUUCGACAAAAAGCUUACAAAAGCCGCCCAAAAGGACCGUCUGCGCCUCCUCCAACGCAAACGCGACGAGAUAUUGGACUCGGGACGACAGCACAAUCACUAUCACAAGUUGUUCUUUGAGAAAAGUGAUCUUUACGCUGAUAAAAUACAGUCGCUUGUUGAGACGGGCUGCGCCGAGACAGAGGAUGACGAAAAAUGGGGGCGGUUUCUUUGUCUCGCUACGAAUGCGACGUCUUUGGGGGCGCUGAGGGAUUGGAAUUGGGUGUACCAGGUUCAGUGUGAGACGAACGAGUGGUUACAACGAACUCGCGACACGAAUACACAUCGACAUGCUGCAGCGCGCGAGAUUCUAGCUAUUCUCGAAGACGCGACUAAUCCAAGUACCGAAGAAGCCUUGUUCUGCGACCCUGAAACGGCAGCCACGUUGGUUGACUCGAAUACCGUCCUGGUGGUACAAGACCAACAACCAUUCGAUUGGAACGGCGAGCCCAUCAAAAGUCUCUUCCGAGAUUGGCCACCGCGAAGCUUACUCGAGAAGAAAAUCAGGGUCACAAUCCUCGACUCUCCAACGUCCCGCCCACCAAUACGACAUUGCACGCUCAAGGACAUCAAACGAAAGUUCACCGCAGGUUUUGCUCCUCACGAGCGAUGGAACGUCCUCGACAUCAGAAACGAUGUUCCCGUCCCUAGACCGAAAUUUCUACAAGAGAAGAAUUGUCUGCUUUUGAACGAGUUUCGAGAGUUGGAUAAGAAAUUGGUGCGGGCGCAAACACUAGAUUUCAUGCUUCUGAGCGAAGGAGGGAAUCAUACGCCCAUGCACGUGGAUCCUUUCGGUCUGGCGACAUUCAUCACCGUGCAACAGGGCGAAAUUGGGUUUGGUUGGAUUGUGGAUGCUACGACGCAAGAUUAUCUUGAUAUUCACAAGACUAUCAUACCGAAUGCUCUCAAAGAGAAAGCACGCUACAUGGUCCUUCGGCCGGGUCAGACAGUCUUCAUGCCUUCUGGAACCAUCCACUUUAUCUUUCGCAAAAGCGAUACACCUACGCUGGCGACGGGUGGGCAUGUUCUUACGUGGAAGAGCAUUGUGAAGUGGCUUCGUGUCAUGAAGAUGCAACAGCUUAGUACGGCGCGUAUCGAUAAGGAUGUUACGGCCAAGGAGACGAAAGCUUAUAUCGAUGUUCUGACAAGGGUUCUUCGAAAUCAUGGGUAUCAUGGCCAUGUGCCGAGGCCGGAUGGGUAUGAUGCCGUAUGGAAUGUGAUCAAGGUACGUUGA
Molecule: messenger RNA, 1296 nt
Organism: Fusarium coffeatum
Lineage: Eukaryota; Fungi; Ascomycota; Sordariomycetes; Hypocreales; Nectriaceae
Exons: 1
Coding region: 1-1296 (431 amino acids)
Source: RefSeq, a predicted model, not a curated record